Messenger RNA from Eucalyptus grandis, 3175 nucleotides. Its product is annotated as protein MODIFIER OF SNC1 11. Gene Ontology annotation, biological process: poly(A)+ mRNA export from nucleus. Bases 132 to 755 code for a protein of 207 amino acids. Lineage: Eukaryota; Viridiplantae; Streptophyta; Magnoliopsida; Myrtales; Myrtaceae. The transcript is spliced from 5 exons. The record is from RefSeq and is a predicted model, not a curated record. Gene Ontology annotation, cellular component: nucleus.
GGCUCGUCGUUAAAAGGGUCCCCGGCCAACGGAGAAGGUCCUCUUGCUGCUUACUUCGCUCUGUUUCGGGCUUCUCUCCUCCGCGAGCCGGCGAAGCGCUCGAUCGUCCGAGUCAUCUCCCCUCCCAAAAAAUGGCGGCGACCAAGCCACUCAUCAACCUCAACGAGAAAAUCCCCUCCGACGGAGAAGAGCCGGAGAGCCCCACGCGAGCCCCGGACCCCGUUGACCCGCCCCCGGCCCCGGAGCCCGGCCGGCGGGCCCCCUCCCCGGCGGCCGAUCCGGGUCCCGGGAAACCGAGCAAGGAAGGCGAGGGAGGGCCGCCGGCGAAGGGCACCACCGCGACGGUCGUCUCGAGCGGCACCGGCCCCGUGAACGACAUCUACCGGAGGAUCCGACGCGCCGAGCGGUUCGGGAUGCCGAUUCAGCUGUCCGAGGAAGAGAAGCGCUAUUCGCGCGCUGAGAGGUUUGGCACUGGAUCUGUUCUGAACAAGUCAGAAGCUCGUGGUGAAUCAGAGGAGCUGAAGAGAAAAGCUAGAGCAGAGAGGUUUGGUACUUCAGUUUCACCACUGGUCACAGACGAGGAGGCAAAGAAGAAAGCUCGGCUUGCUAAAUUUGGUUCGGGGUCCAAAACUGAUGCUCAUGAGGAAGAUAAGAGGAAAGCCAGGGCAAUCAGAUUCUCUAAUCUUCCAUCAGGUUCCCUGUCCCAAGGGAAUGGCAAGGCAGUGAUUGCAGGCAAGGCCACUGGAGGAGCAUGAGGAAAGAUGACAGCAGCAACCCUUUUUGUUUAUACUUUUCCUUUUUUGUGUAGAAGUUGCAAAGUUAGUUGCAUCUGACAUUUGAAGUGGCAUCCAGUUAUUCUAACAAAUUCCAGAUCGAAUUCUCCCUUAUCCUCGAAAUGGCUAUAGUGCAGCGGCAUAACAAGGUUUCUGCAGAAUGAAAGGAAGUUCUUUUAUUUUUCUUAAGUCUCAAUCAAUUUACCCACUUACCCAUUGAGGCCAGUGGAAUCACAAAGCUCCCCCUCAGUGUCAACUUAUCACCCGUUCUCAAAAUAUCAGAUAUUCCUAUUUACAAGCACAUUGACUUUUGUCUUGAAGGUUUUUCUAUAGGCUGGCAGCAGUGGAAAAUAUGCUGUUAUAACUGUUUCGUUUCAAAAUCUAAAGAUCAGCUUGUUCUACUAACGAACUGGUACACAGAUGGGUAGCCUCUCAUAUCCAAGCUUAGUAUGGCUUUAAGUGUGAAGCUUCAGUAUCGACUAAUUUAUUUUUUCUCAUGUAUUGAGUCAAUUUUUGUCACUCUUAGAAGUAACGUGCAUAUGCUAAAGCCAGCGGUGAUAGUUAAGGCAUUUGUGGCCUCCUCGAAGCAUCUAAAAGUCCUUAAAAGUUCAAUUAGAUAAUGAGUCUGGAUUCAGUGUCUUUUGGAUUUUCAGUGUUUUCAUUCUCAUGCUCAUGUUUGAUGGCCUUGAUUGUGUGGAGAUGCUCCAAUCUUUAGAAUCAUGAUGCAAGCAGCAGAUGAGAUUUAGUUCACGGUUCACCUUUCCUAGCUGAUUGGAUUGCACUAGCUAUAGCUUUGUUUUUUUCACCUGAAGAUGCAGACGCUCAUUUUUGGUAUUUUGUGAAUGAUACAUUGCAUUUUUAGAUGCCGUGUACAACAUCUUUUCAAAUUUGAGGUCUCAGGGCUAAUUGAAACCUGCUUGUGCAUUAUCAUCAUGAAAAUCUCUAGAUCCACAUCCACUCAAUUUUCAUUUUUCUAAGGUGAAGCUUUUUCAUCUUGUUUUGUUGGAAGUCCUGAUCUGCUGUCCUUGGAUAAUGAGAGGCACAUCCAACGUGAGUGGGAUAAGCUGAAGGCAGAGCCGACAAGUGACUUUUGUCCUUCGGUCUGAGACUUUUAUGAGGUUUUUUAUGUUUCCUGAUUUUGUGACCUAUCUUAAUGGUUAAUUCAGAUAAGUUGGCACGUGGGAGGAUUUUGUUGAUAUUGCAGGUCUCGAUGGGUGAUUUGCAGAUUCAGCCAGGUAAGAUUUGGGCACUAGAAUGUCACUCAGUUUCAGUUUCCGCCAUAUGUAGGUUUUACUUUGGGGUAGUGUGUUUGCCUUCAGGUGUAUUACUCGAAAAAGAUCUUUGUCUUGUACGGCUAGCAGUACUAAACUUUUAAUUUUAGAUGUAUUGUGGGAUGGUAACUGAUGUGCACUUUCUUUGACUUGUGAUGGAAACAUGGCUAAGUAGCUCUCUCUCUCUCUCUCUCUCUCUCUCUCUCUCUCUCUCUCUCUCUCUCACAUAGUUGGUCGAAUAACAUAUGGAAAAUUUCAUAAGCCAUCCUCACAUUUGGGUUCACACAUCAAUUUGCACCGUUGGUUUUACAAACCUACAAUCAAUGUCCUUACUUUUGUCAUUCAAUUUCAAGUUGUAUCCAAGGCUCGGUCCUAUUUACAAAUUAGUUUUUCCCGGUCCAGCAUUGCCCAUUUCGAGUUCCUUUUCUCACAUUUGGGUCUGAAUGUGUCUGAGGGGUAAAUUAGGUCUUCUAGCUUGUGGAUUUUUUUAUGUCAAUGCAAAUUGGCGAUUUUCAAGACUGAGGUUGGAAAUUGUCAUGGCGACAGAAACUAGAGAUUGUUUCGGAAAUUUUCCCGAACAGAAAAUCUCAAAAACGUGGCAUUGGUACUUCGUUCUUCUAUUUUUUUUUGGUCAAUUAUUUGCCUUGAUAUAUCAGUUGAUUUGUUAAUCGCAAUUUUUAUGCUUGUCAUCGUUUCGAUGAUUGAAAAUUUAUUUUUUAAAAAUGAUUGUUUGUAUAGUUUACAAAAAUAAAUUAAUUUAACUCUGUGAAGGCGAGACACCUCACCAAUUGAAUCCUCUCUAUUAAGGACUCCUCUGGCUCUCUUAUCACCGAUCCAACUCGAGUGCCGCAGGUUUUUAUCUCUUUUUUCUCGGAUCUAUUAUCCCCCCAUGAUACCCUUGUCAAGCUGUCCCUUGAAGACUUGCAGCAAGUUAUUUGCAGUCCACUCUCGGAUGCCCAAGUUUGCUCCAUUGUUGCACCUGUCUCGGACUCUGAGAUUAAAGACACCAUUUUUUCUCUUCCAAGAAGUAAAGCUCCGGGCCCUAACGGCUUUACUGCCGAAUUGUAUAAAAACAAUUGGAGAAUUGUUGGACCUUUGGUGAUUCGGGCUGUGAAGGAUUUUUUUUCCUUA